Molecule: messenger RNA, 582 nt
Organism: Pleurotus ostreatus (oyster mushroom)
Lineage: Eukaryota; Fungi; Basidiomycota; Agaricomycetes; Agaricales; Pleurotaceae
Exons: 4
Coding region: 1-582 (193 amino acids)
Cellular component (GO): membrane; mitochondrial inner membrane peptidase complex
Molecular function (GO): serine-type endopeptidase activity
Source: RefSeq, a predicted model, not a curated record
AUGCACCCGUUCGUAUUCGCCACACAGGCGUUGAGGCGCUCGGCGCAGGUGAGGAUAGGACGCGCUCGCGAAUUCUGGUCGAAGCCAUGCGUAUAUAAAGCCAAAGUCGUAGGAAAAUCCGCUUUCAAGCUCGCCAACAUGGCUUGCGCCUUGCACAUAUUUGCUGAAUACGUUGGGACCGUUUCUCUGAUGAGUGGACUCUCUAUGAUGCCUACUCUUGCGGACUCUGGUGAGAUAGUCGUAGAAGACCGACUAUCCAUACGCUGGAAUCCCACUGGAAUAGCUCGGGGGGAUCUUAUUACGCUUUACUCACCCCUUGACCCCUCGCGAAUCAUUUGCAAAAGAGUCAUAGGGCUGCCUGGGGACGUCGUAUGCGUUGACCCAACCGGCCAGAAGGCCCCCUCCACUGAACACAUUGUCGUUCCCAAAGGACACCUAUGGAUAAGCGGCGAUAAUGCUGCCAUGUCAAGAGAUUCUCGUGAUUAUGGACCAGUUUCAAUGUCCCUUGUCCGGGCGAAGCUACGAGCUAGGAUAUACCCAGAUAUCACUAUAUUCAGGAACCCCAUUACAUAUCUAGACUAA